AGGCGGUAGCGGCCGGGAGGGCGAUGGAGGCGGUGUGGCCGGAGCUGCCGGAGUGGCGGUCCCGGCGGGAGCUGCGCGUUGCGGGCGCGGCGGUGUCGGCGCGGGUGUCGGCGGGCGGGGGGCGGCUGCCGGCGGCGCUGCGGGCGCUGGGCCCGGGGCUGCGGGCGCUGGAGCUGAGCGGCUGCGCGGCGCUGCGGGAGCUCGGCCCGGGGCUGGCGGAGGCGCUGCCCGCCCUGCACACGCUGGUGCUGCGGGACAACGCGCUGGGCCCCGCGGGGCUGGGCGAGGGGCUGGGCGGAACCAUGCCCGCCUUGCGCGUCCUCGACCUCUCCGGUAACGGGCUGGAGGUGCUGCCGGCCGCGCUGGGCGGGGACGGGCCCGAGCCGGGCCCCGGGGCCGACCCCGAGCUGCCGCAGCUGCAGAGCCUCAACCUGAGCGCCAACCGGCUGCGGGAGCUGGGCCCGGGGCUGAGCCGCGCCGCCCCGCGCCUGCAGGCGCUGCUGCUGGCGGGGAACCGGCUGCGGGAGCUGCCCGGCCGCCUGCUGCCCCCGGGGCCCGCCGCCCAGCCGCUCUUCCCGCUGCUCAGCCGCCUCGAGGCCCCCGACAACGAGCUGCGGGUCCUGGGGGGGGCCGGCAUCGCCGCGCUGCCCGCGCUCAAGAGCCUGGAUGUGGCCAACAACCAGCUGCAGGAGCUGCCUGCUGAGCUGGCUGACUGCCCACGGCUGAAGGAAGCCAACUUCAGGGGCAACCAGCUGAAGGACAAGCGACUGGAGAAGAUGGUCAAUGGCUGCCAGACCAAGUCCAUCCUGGAGUACCUGCGGGCCGGCGGCCGUGGCAAGGGGAAGGCUGAGAACAGCAGAGAGGAGGCCAGGAAGAAAAAGAGGGAGAAGCAGCAGAAGAAGGAUGGUGGGGAUGGUGAGCAGGAUGAGGUGGAGGAGGCGAGCAAGCUGCUGGUGAAGGUUCUGCAUGUCUCUACGCCUUUGGUGGUCAAAGUGAGCGCGGGUGUCAAAGACGUCCGACCCUUCAUCGUGUGCUGUGUGCUGAAGGGAGUGAACUUGAAGCCAGGAAACGCUCUGAAGAAGUUCCUGUCCGUGCAGACUAAACUGCAUGAAGACAUUUGUGAAAAGCGAACGGCAGCCACGAUCGCCACCCAUGACCUGUGGCUGAUCAAAGGUCCUCUGAUCUAUGACGUUCAGCCUCCCGAGGAGCUGAAGAUAACACCUCUGGGUCGAAAGGAGAUCAAGGCCAAGGAUCUUCUCCGGCAGCUGCAGUUGGAAGCUGAGGAGCAGAGGAAACAGAAGAAGCGGCAGAAUAUUUCUGGAUUGCACAAGUAUCUCCAGUUACUGGAUGGCAAAGAUCACUACCCGUGUCUUGUGGAUGCUGAAGGCGUUGUGAUUUCUUUCCCACCGAUAACCAACAGUGAGAAAACAAAGAUUAGAAAAGAGACGCGGGAUCUGUUUCUGGAAGUGACAAGCGACACCAGUUUGCAGAUAUGCAAAGAUGUCAUGGACACACUGAUCCUGAAAAUUGCAGAACUGAACAGAUCUACCUUGGAGAACAAGGAAGACUCGGGCUCAGAUAGUGAACCUGAUGCUCUCCGUGGACCGAUGAAUUCGAACUCCAGCCAAAACACACAGCCCACGAGUCUCCCGUUAGUGGUGGAGCAGGUUCGAGUGGUGGACACUGAUGGGAACCUGAAAGUACUUUAUCCUUCCAAAACUGACCUGGCCACCGUUUCCUCUCUGCUGACUGUAAUACGUUAGCAGCUCUCCGAGCUAAGAACAUGAUUCCACUCCCUUUUUCGUUCUUGCUGUUUCAUAUUCAACAACGCAGCGUGUACGCGGUGAACUGUUUUGGGUUUUAAAGAACAGAUGCAGUGCAUCAUGCCUGGGUGUGUAGAACUAACAUUCCACCAAUCUACAGCAAGGAAUAUUGCAUUCUUUCAGCCUUCAUAGGAAGUCACCAGUGUUCUGACCAGGUAAUGGCAUCUCGAGAUGCAAACUGAGAGGCAGAGAACGUAUCGGAAGUCGGGAUGCGUUAACUGAUAGAGAAAAUCAUUACAACAUGUUGUUAUUGAUAAAAUGAGGACGGGGGUAUUUUUCUGCACAAUCGCUGUUUCUUCCUGGUGUUUUUCAGCUGGAUUGUUAUUUUGGCAGCUAAACUGAGACACCCAGUCGUGACAGUGUCGAAACCAAGUCCCAUGCUCUGUGCCAUUAGUGAGGGCAGCACGCAAAACCGCUUCGCUAACGCCUCAUUCUGCACAAUUGUGAGAAUUUAAUUGCUGUCAGAACUCGAGGAAUCAGUUUUAAAGUGAUGGUUUCUGUGUUCAGACAUUAACGCAGCUUCCAUUUUUAAGUGAAGUCAGUUGAAUUGACUGUAGGGGUUUCUGUGUCCCGGGACAUUUUAGAGCCAUCAUCCGUUCUUGUAGCACUCCCAGUUUCAGUGACCUUGUUGUGCACCUGUGGAGUCAUUGUUGGAUUUAUUCUUGGAGUUCAGUUCUGUUCGGAGGGCGAUGCCUUAGAUUGACACUGCUGAAGGUCCCAUCUCCGCAGAGCACGAGCACUCUUGGGCUUUCCAUCACACCCCAACAUGAAGAGUGCUGGGAACACCUUCCGAAACGCGGACAGCUGUGUGGUCCCCACUUUUGCAGUCUGUGGGUGUCUUUUCUACCUAGGCUGCUCCCUGUGUGGGUGCAAACCUCCCCAUAAGAUGGGGUGAUCAACAAAUUGACUUCUUCCCUUUAAAAAAGAUACGCAGCUCUAACUAAACUUCCAGAUGUGCUGUCAAACACGGUCAUGUGUUGGGACUUACCUGUUGUAUGGAAAAAUAAAGCAGUUUUUGGGGUCAUCUAUGACAGUGGCUUGUUUUGGUGAGUUUUU
This is a messenger RNA of Cuculus canorus (common cuckoo), 2879 nucleotides long. RefSeq names its product leucine rich repeat containing 47 (gene LRRC47). Bases 24 to 1763 code for a protein of 579 amino acids. The record is from RefSeq and is a predicted model, not a curated record. Gene Ontology annotation, biological process: phenylalanyl-tRNA aminoacylation. The transcript is spliced from 7 exons. NCBI's taxonomy places the organism in Eukaryota, Metazoa, Chordata, Aves, Cuculiformes, Cuculidae. Gene Ontology annotation, molecular function: phenylalanine-tRNA ligase activity; RNA binding; protein binding.